Molecule: messenger RNA, 1308 nt
Organism: Trichosporon asahii var. asahii CBS 2479
Lineage: Eukaryota; Fungi; Basidiomycota; Tremellomycetes; Trichosporonales; Trichosporonaceae
Product: ATP-dependent RNA helicase
Exons: 5
Coding region: 1-1308 (435 amino acids)
Molecular function (GO): nucleic acid binding; RNA helicase activity; ATP binding
Source: RefSeq, a predicted model, not a curated record
AUGUCUGAUACCGACUCGGCCAGCAACAGCCGUGCGUCGUCCCCGGCAAACGGCGCAGACGAGCCCAAGAAGACCUUCGCCGACCUUGGCGUCAGCAAGGAGCUCUGCGAGUCCUGCGAGUCGCUCGGCUUCAAGCACCCGACGGACAUUCAGGUCGCCGCCAUCCCUCCUGCGCUCACCGGCCGCGACAUCAUCGGUAUCGCCCAGACGGGUAGUGCCGUUCUACUCGCUCAUCCUCGCUCCGACUCGAUCGCGAAGCAAGUGCAGGCUCUUGGAGCGCCGAUCGGCGUCAGGACGGCCGUUAUCGUCGGUGGCAUGGACAUGAUGUCGCAGUCCAUUGCCCUUAGCAAGCGCCCGCACAUCAUUGUUGCUACUCCGGGUCGUCUCAUGGACCACCUCGAGAACACCAAGGGCUUCUCCCUCAAGGCGCUCAAGUACCUCGUGCUCGACGAGGCUGACCGUCUUCUCGACCUCGAUUUCGGUCCCAUCAUUGACAAGCUUCUCAAGGUUAUCCCGAAGGAGCGCAACACCUUCCUCUUCUCCGCGACCCUGUCCACCAAGGUCGAGAAGCUCAAGCGCGCGAGUUUGAACAAGCCGAUCCAGGUCAAGGUCGACUCCAAGUACUCGACUGUCUCGACUCUGAUGCAGUACUACGUCUUCUUCCCCGAGGUGCAGAAGGACGCAUACCUCUUCUACCUCGUGAACGAGCUGAGUUCAAGCUCGAUGAUCAUCUUCACGUCGACCGUCGACCGCGCUCAGCGCCUUAGCAUUAUGCUGAACCGUCUUGGCUACCCCGCCAUUCCGCUUCACGGACAGAUGAGCCAGUCUGCUCGUCUCGGAAGUCUGAACAAGUUCAAGAGCGGAGGACGCAAGAUUUUGGUUGCGACUGAUGUUGCGUCGCGUGGUCUCGACAUUCCUUCCGUCGACCUCGUCAUUAACUUUGACAUUCCCUCCAACUCGAAGGACUACGUGCACCGUGUCGGUCGUACUGCGCGUGCUGGACGAUCCGGAAAGUCGAUCACGCUUGUGACGCAGUACGACGUUGUCAUGCUGAAGGGUAUCGAGGCGGCGAUCGGACGCCAGCUCCCCGCGUUCGACUGCGACAAGGAGGCCGUUGCGAUCCUGUCUGACCGCGUGAACGAGGCGGCGCGCGCUGCCAGGAUAGAGAUGCGCGAGACGGGCACGGGCGGGGCUGGCGGCAAGCGCGGGCGCGACAAGGGCAGGAGAGGAAAGGACGACGACCGGGACCGCGACGACGACGUUGUGCAGGGCGGCAUGCCGAAGAAGAAGUUCAAGAAGAGGAAGUAG